Molecule: messenger RNA, 967 nt
Organism: Asparagus officinalis (garden asparagus)
Lineage: Eukaryota; Viridiplantae; Streptophyta; Magnoliopsida; Asparagales; Asparagaceae
Product: protein PHLOEM PROTEIN 2-LIKE A1-like
Exons: 3
Coding region: 219-752 (177 amino acids)
Source: RefSeq, a predicted model, not a curated record
UUUUGAAUUUCACAAAUCAUGGUUUGGAAGAAGUUUCCAGAUCUAGGUGGAGCACCGUUGAUUCCAACCGGGUGGCCUGUUUCCCAAGCGGUGAGUAGUGCGUAGGCGGAGCUCUUGAAAUCUAUAAAUACAUUAUACACACCCCCAAGCAAUUCAUCAUAUUAUCAUAUCCUCUGAAGGAAGAAGUUAAUUACCCUUCAAACACUUAAUAUCAAGAGAUGGCUGCGGUCGCCAAAGAGCUACCAAAGGUGUACACUGAGAACACAUGGAUGGAGGAGAGGAACGGCGAUAGGGGCCUGCUUAAAUACCCGAGACAGCUCGACAUUACUAAUGUUGAUGACGGUAAAUCCUGGGUCUGGCACUCCCUGGUCUUGGGAAGCAUCGGUAGAUUGGGGAUGGAGGCACCGAAACUGAUGGGGACGACGCAUGUGGAGAUCCGUGGAGAUUUCAAGAUGUCGAAACUGACACCGGGUCUCAAGUAUCAGGCAGUGCUACUGUGCAUGAAGACUAACGGUAACGAAGGAUGGGAUUCCUGCCCUUUGAACGUAGAGCUUAACCUUCCCGAUGGAACCACACAAAAACGCAAAGUAGACCUGACCAAAUUCCCAACGGAUGAGUUUGUGAUGAUGGUGCUCGGUUACUUUGAGGCCGUUGAGAGCGGCGACAUCACUUUCUCUGUCGUUGACACUUCAAACUGCGUGAAGAAGGGAUUCGUUGUUAAGGAUGCUGCCCUCCGUCCACUCCCCCGUUGAUCUCCUAUAGAUAUUGUGAAUGAACAUUUGAAGAGUUAAUAAUGAACGAUGAUUGAUCAUGAUGAUGAAGAUCGUGCAUUAUAGGACACGCAUGCAAAACCACUAGCUCAAUUAUCUUCUUGUAGUGAUUAAGGUCAUCCAAUAAAAAGAAAUUUAAUCUUAGUUUUCUACGUCUUUAUGUCCGCUUAUUUUUCUUAAAAACCUGGCUUAAUUUC